UCAAUAUCCUCAUCAAGAGGGCAUAAUUUCCGACCAAACCAUAGAACAUAUAAACAUGAGGACCAAUGAAGGAGAGAUUGUUCAAGUAGAAGGAGGCCACAUUGUUCGAUCCACAGGUAGAAAAGAUAGGCACAGCAAGGUUUGCACUUCCAAAGGUCCUCGUGAUCGCAGGGUUAGGCUCUCAGCACACACAGCCAUUGAAUUCUAUGAUGUUCAAGAUCGUCUUGGCUAUGACCGACCCAGCAAAGCUGUGGACUGGCUCAUCAAGAAAGCAAAGCCUUCCAUUGACAAGCUUGCUGAGCUUCCUCCAUGGAAUCCAAUUGCUGAAACUAAUGAAGCUCAUGGGGAAGAUCAAAACGCAGGCUCAAGUAGCAUGGUCAUUGGAGAACAACAAUCAGAGUCUUCUGGUUACAAUUUUCAUUUCCAAAACCAUUCACCUUUCAUUUCACCACACGUUGACACUGACCCUAUAGCUUUCUUUCCCACUACCUCUUCUACUUCUUCCUCCAUCAAUUUUCAAAGCUACCCUCCUGAUAUUAUCUCAAGAACCAACAUCUCCACAGAAGAUCUUGGUCUGUCUCUUCAUUCCUUCCAAGACCACCCUGGUUUGAUUCAUUGGCAAUCACAAGAAGAAGCAGGUGCAAAUCAAACACCUUCAAAUCAACACCAAACUCUUUUUGCUGGCUCAACUCCAACCGGGUUUGAGAACUAUCAUCAGAGAACUGUGACUUGGAACAAUGAAGCAACUGCGGAUCAUAUAAACAGAAUGGGGUUCAUGAUCAACUCACAGCAGCAAUUUCUAGGCCAAGGUUCAGCUUCAGCAUAUUCUCAAAAUGGGACCCUUCAGUCCAGUUUUUCACCUUCAGUUCGUUCUUGGAAUGAAAUUCCAAUGGCUUCCUCAGAGCACCAAAGGUCCCAACCAGUUCAUCAACCUUCAAUCUUUGGCAGCAGGUUUCUGCCUGAUGGAUUAGCAGGGUUCUGCAUUCCACCUAGAAUUCAAGGUGAGGAAGAGAACCAUGGAGUUGCUUCAUCUUCUGCUUCUGCUAGUUCUCACCACUGA
Molecule: messenger RNA, 1060 nt
Organism: Gastrolobium bilobum
Lineage: Eukaryota; Viridiplantae; Streptophyta; Magnoliopsida; Fabales; Fabaceae
Product: transcription factor TCP4-like
Exons: 1
Coding region: 56-1060 (334 amino acids)
Biological process (GO): regulation of secondary shoot formation
Cellular component (GO): nucleus
Molecular function (GO): sequence-specific DNA binding; DNA-binding transcription factor activity
Source: RefSeq, a predicted model, not a curated record